AUGUCUCCAACCGACAAAAAUAAAGAUACCAAUUCUCGUCACCGAUCCUUCAAGGGUUGCUGGACCUGUAAGAAAAAGCGGAUACAAUGUGACGAAAUACGUCCUGCAUGCACCAAAUGCACUUCACGGGGAAUAAUUUGCGAGGGAUACGAGAUCCGCCUGCGGUGGGGUGCUGGUAUCGCGUCUAGGGGGAAAUACUCGGGCGCUGAGAAACCGGUCAAAGAAUCUAUACCCCCUCGGUCAAAACGGCGGUGGGACAUGCGUGGCAAGGGUGAACAUUUCCCUCAAGGUGACGGCCAAGGUCAACCUAUACUCGUUCCCCAGCACACUUUGAAAGGUCAAGACCCGCCGCAUUUAGUUGCGCAGCGAGCAACGGUGAAUAUACUCAACUCGCCGUGGGAGCCGGACUCCCCGGAGCAUAUUACCGCAAUCCACAAGCAUUUUGAGAUUCCUGUAUCUUUAGCCACGUUGGCAGAAGCGACUGCGCACAUGCAUAGUCCGGGGAAGGUUCAACAGGCCAAUAUAUCAGGGCGUCAGGCCGACGGAGUAUCUUGGCUUGAACCAACUCUAAAUCUCGAUUCUUCAAUAUUUUAG
Molecule: messenger RNA, 594 nt
Organism: Penicillium soppii
Lineage: Eukaryota; Fungi; Ascomycota; Eurotiomycetes; Eurotiales; Aspergillaceae
Product: Zn(II)2Cys6 transcription factor domain-containing protein
Exons: 2
Coding region: 1-594 (197 amino acids)
Biological process (GO): regulation of DNA-templated transcription
Molecular function (GO): zinc ion binding; DNA-binding transcription factor activity, RNA polymerase II-specific
Source: RefSeq, a predicted model, not a curated record